AUGUUGGCUUACCAACCCUGCCCGCCAACUGCAGGAGUGCUGUGCCUACCAGACAGCCUGAACCUUCACAGGGACCCGCAGCGGUCAAACAAGCCGGGGGACCUGCCCAUGUUCAGCCAGUCGGAGUUGAGGACCAUCGAGCAGUCCUUGCUGGCCACCCGCGUGGGCAGCAUUGCAGAACUGAGUGACCUGGUGUCCCGAGCAAUGCAUCACCUGCAGCCCCUCAAUGCCAAGCACCACGGCAACGGCACCCCCCUGCACCACAAGCAGGGGGCGCUCUACUGGGAGCCGGAGGCCCUGUACACCCUUUGCUAUUUCAUGCACUGCCCGCAAAUGGAAUGGGAAAAUCCCAACGUGGAGCCUUCCAAAGUCAACCUCCAGGUGGAAAGACCCUUCCUCGUGCUGCCGCCGCUGAUGGAGUGGAUCCGGGUGGCCGUGGCGCACGCCGGCCAUCGCCGCAGCUUCUCCAUGGACAGCGACGACGUCCGCCAGGCGGCCCGGCUGCUUCUGCCCGGCGUGGACUGCGAGCCGCGCCAGCUCAGGGCCGACGACUGCUUUUGUGCUUCUCGGAAGCUGGAUGCAGUGGCCAUCGAAGCCAAGUUUAAGCAGGACCUGGGUUUCCGGAUGCUGAACUGUGGGCGAACGGACCUGGUGAAGCAGGCAGUGUCUCUCCUGGGGCCCGAUGGGAUCAACACCAUGAGCGAACAGGUUGUCAGUACUCCUCAUAAAUAUCCAUCCGUCCACCCCGAGACCCGCCAUUGGACGGCUCUGACUUUUGCUGUGUUGCAUGGACAUAUUCCUGUAGUUCAGCUGCUCCUGGACGCCGGGGCCAAGGUGGAAGGCUCCGUGGAGCAUGGUGAGGAGAACUACUCGGAAACACCCCUCCAGCUGGCCGCCGCCGUAGGAAAUUUUGAGCUGGUUAGUUUGCUGUUGGAGCGUGGCGCGGAUCCCCUGAUAGGAACCAUGUACAGGAAUGGAAUUUCUACCACCCCCCAGGGUGAUAUGAACUCUUUCAGCCAGGCUGCAGCCCACGGACACAGGAAUGUGUUCCGCAAACUGCUCGCUCAGCCAGAGAAGGAGAAGAGUGAUAUCCUGUCCCUGGAGGAGAUUCUGGCUGAGGGGACUGACCUGGCGGAGACAGCCCCGCCUCCCCUGUGUGCCAGCCGCAACAGCAAGGCCAAACUGAGAGCCCUGAGGGAGGCCAUGUAUCACAGCGCUGAGCAUGGCUACGUGGAUGUCACAAUUGAUAUCAGGAGCAUAGGGGUCCCGUGGACACUGCACACGUGGCUAGAGUCUUUGCGGAUCGCCUUCCAGCAACACCGCAGGCCUCUCAUCCAGUGCCUGUUGAAGGAGUUCAAGACCAUUCAGGAGGAAGAGUACACAGAGGAGCUCAUUACCCAAGGCCUGCCCCUGAUGUUUGAGAUCUUGAAAGCAAGCAAGAACGAAGUCAUCAGCCAGCAGCUGUGCGUCAUCUUCACCCACUGCUAUGGGCCCUACCCCAUCCCCAAGCUCACGGAGAUCAAGCGCAAACAGACCUCGCGCCUGGAUCCUCAUUUCCUUAACAAUAAAGAAAUGUCCGAUGUUACCUUUCUGGUAGAAGGAAGACCGUUUUACGCUCACAAAGUGCUGUUAUUCACGGCCUCUCCCAGGUUCAAAGCGCUUCUGUCCAACAAACCAACAAAUGACAGCACCUGCAUAGAGAUCGGUUACGUGAAGUACCCCAUCUUUCAGGUGAGCCCCCCCCCCCGUCCCCCCGUGGCCUGGAACAUCAUGCUGGUGGGCACAGGGCACGGGCCUUCCCUGCAGACAUCCACCUGUGGUUUGGCUACUGUAGAGUCAUCAGUCCCCUGACUCUGGGCCCCUUCUCCCACCCCUUCCAGUUUACCAUCAUUUUAUCCC
This is a messenger RNA of Leptonychotes weddellii (Weddell seal), 1899 nucleotides long. The record is from RefSeq and is a predicted model, not a curated record. NCBI's taxonomy places the organism in Eukaryota, Metazoa, Chordata, Mammalia, Carnivora, Phocidae.